Messenger RNA from Melanotaenia boesemani (Boeseman's rainbowfish), 896 nucleotides. It is a transcript of the gene il17a/f2, whose product is annotated as interleukin 17a/f2. The transcript is spliced from 3 exons. Gene Ontology annotation, cellular component: extracellular region. The record is from RefSeq and is a predicted model, not a curated record. The coding region runs from base 76 to 522 and encodes 148 amino acids. NCBI's taxonomy places the organism in Eukaryota, Metazoa, Chordata, Actinopteri, Atheriniformes, Melanotaeniidae. Gene Ontology annotation, molecular function: cytokine activity.
CUGAAGGCCACGUCUUGAAUAAAGCUGAUCUGGGAGCAGUCAGACUCUGAAGCUGGACCAGACCACGGCGACACCAUGAAGCUGCUGAUACUCAACCUCUGGACUCUGCUGGUAUGCUGCAGUGCAUUGUGGGUGUCCUUCUCAAAGGAACAAGCUCCUCCGCCUUCCUGUAACGCCACACUGGAGUUCUCCACUGAGUUGUUGUCCUUGUCUGAAGGAAACAGGAACAUCCACCGCAGGUCUCUGUCCCCGUGGACCUGGAGAUCCACCACAGUGAAGGACCAGAUCCCCAUGACCCUCUGGGAGGCUGAGUGCAGCAGUACGUUCUGUUCCAGUCCAACAAUGGGACAAAGCAACAGCCCCGGCCUGAAUUCUGUCCCAGUUUACCAGAACAUCCUGGUUCUGCAUCGGAAGAGUGGCAGCCACUGCUACACAGCUUCAUACCGCUCUGUGGCGGUUGGCUGUACCUGCGUCCAGGCCAAGAUCAACCAGCAAGAUCUAGAACCUGCACCUGAAAUCUGAACCAGAACCAGACCUGAAGCUGCUGAAAAGACAAUAAAUCUGAAAGACAACUGUUGAUCUGAUUCUGUUUGUCGAGUUUUAUUGGAACAUUCAGAGAAUCUGUUGGAGCUCCGAAGUGAAGGAAAAUAAAUCAGUUCCUUUCUGAGACAGAAAGUAGUUUUUGAUGGAAUAUCUUUAUAUCAACAUUUUAUCGUUUAUUAAGAGAACAGAUUAUCUCGUGAAAUUAAACUAGAUUAUCCAUAAAACUUUAACCAGAUCGCCUAACAAAAUUAGAUCAUUUUAUUUAACCUAAUUAGAUAAUUUGGUCUAAAUUCAUCAGACUAGAUUAUCCAUUAAAGGUAAUAAAAACAGGAUUAUCUAGUGAAAUUAAAACA